Molecule: messenger RNA, 1840 nt
Organism: Pleuronectes platessa (European plaice)
Lineage: Eukaryota; Metazoa; Chordata; Actinopteri; Pleuronectiformes; Pleuronectidae
Product: transmembrane protein 244
Exons: 6
Coding region: 57-515 (152 amino acids)
Source: RefSeq, a predicted model, not a curated record
GCGCAUCCCCGCAGCAGCCCCGCAUUAUUUCGCUCGGGCCUAUAAACAAGCAUGAGAUGGCAUUCAAAGGCAAAGCGGUCGACUCGAAGACCGUGCUCCUCAACCUGCUGCUGUGUCUGCUCAUAUUUUACUCUCUCUUCUACAUGAUCGCCAGCGUGUGCUUCGGUGCCUUCAGGCUGGAUCACUUCGACGGACUGAUCCCAUUCGACUUUAAGACCGAGCCCACUGAAUCCAACUCCAAAUACCUGGUGAACCUCCUGUCCUUGGAGCUCACCUACUUCUGCAGUGGCCUCCUGUUUGCCGCGGUGGUGAGGAGGCGGGUGUGGGACUACGCCCUCACUGUCACUCUCCUGCAUGUUGCGAUCACCAGUGUCGUGAUGUUGGAGUUCCCCAUGGUGUGGCAGUGGUGGCUGGCUUUAGGUAGCGGCUUGUUCCUGAUGAUCUGUAACGGUCAGCUGAUUGCUUAUUUCACCUGCCAGAGCGACCAGAGCUACUCCUCCAUCAGCAUCUACUGAAGAUGACAUAGUCCAGGACUGAAAAUAACUCUAUUUUUUAUUUUUUAAUUCUUUAAAAGUUAUUUAAGUUUAUUGAUUGAUUGAUUAACUUCCAACAGCUUUAUUAACACACUUGUAAAGAGGAGAAUAAGGGAUCAGACCAGGAGCUCUGGUCUUGAGACACCAGUCAGUGUUCGGCUUGUUCUGUUACCUUUGUUCUUUUCUAGAAAAGAAACUCACCUUCACGUAUUGAAGCUGCUUUCAGACACUGACUGAAGUCUGGACAUUUUCCUGCCCGCUAGUAAAAUGUCUGGCAGAGGUCAGAGUGAGCCAAAGAGAACGCAGCAGGAAAAUGUCUGGAAAAUUCACAGCAAGCGAGUGGGUGACGUAAUGGCUGCAAAAAAAAGAAUACAAAUAUCUCAGGUUGGAAAAGAUUUAGACUUUUGAGCUUUUGCUGAGGAGGGCCGACGCUAUAGUGUUGAUGUGCUGUAGCAGAACACAACAGAGAGAAAACAGCCUUCGCAUGAAUGUUGAUGUGAACAUGUCUGACCCGGACAAUUCUUCAUGUUCACCCUCCAUCUGGGGAGCUGAGCUCAGCCAUUCAGCUGCUCCUGGAUCUGCCUAAAACUAGACUUGUAACCAGAGGCGGCCGAGCCAUUGUAAAAAGCAGAUCAUUGUAAAAAGCAGAUCUCUUCUUUAUUGUUUUUAUCCCAGCAGAUUUUAUUAUCAUUACUAUUAUGAUAUAUUGCGUAUUGCUGUUUUCUUGUUGUACCUUUUACUUUGUAAGGCACUUUAGUCAACUAAGUUGUUUUAAAUGAGUUCUAUAAAUAAUAUAGACAUUGUUGACAUUGACAUAUGUCUGAACAUGGCUUUAGUCAGAGCUGGAUCCAAAGAGUGCUUAAGGAUUGUCAUGUAAAUGCCACAAGGAGAUGUUUUCUGUAUUUUGCUUCUGAUGCACAAUCCCCUUGUCACUCUGCAGGGUUUAAAUAAGACCUGUGAAGUAUUUUACCUUUGUAAACUGUGAAUGUAGAAGCUGAAUGGGAAUGUUGCAAUAUAUGUUGUGAAUCAAAGACUUAAAUUUCAAGUGUUGAACAAUGAAACUGCUUUGUGUUUAUUGUUUCAUGCCCCUUAAGCAUUGAAGUACCGAGGACUUGUGAAAUAGUGACCAGCCUAUUUCUUAUGAUGAUGACAAUACAGUUAAAAUGACUGUAAUAAAAUAUGCAAACACAUCAUUUAGUCAAGUGGAAGCAGUGAAAUAAAGCUGUUGCUGUAUUAGAGUAAGAAUCUGUUUUAAAUUAGCCUUGAUUUCAUAAUUUAUUAUGUAAAAAAAUAAAUAUUUGAACAAU